UAAUUAUUUACUGCUCUAGACAAGCUCUAGGUCUUUGCUGUUGUGUAGAGAAUCUGAUAGAAAGAGAGUAAUGGUCUAGCGGUUUUACUGUGUUUUAAAUAAGUAUUUCAAUUUCAAUAGCUUUUAAGAUCAAUUUAUAAGCCUGUCGUAAAAAUGGCUUGUGAGAAUCACGCCUUACAGGAGUUGCCGAAGAAGGACAAUCAGCAGAAUUGUGAACAGGAUCCAACCUUUGAGUACUUGCUGAAAACACUAGAUGAACUGGAAAGACAAGUUGAACGUUUUAGAGACACAGCUAAAACACUUCAAGAAGACAAAACAGUAAUUUUAGAAAGAAUAAAUAAAAUAUCACAGAGCCAGGCGAUAAGUGACUUAACGCAGGAUAAGAAAGAUGAACUAGAGCUUUAUAUUGAUCGAUUGUGCAAGCGAUGCAUAACUGUUGAAUUGAACGUGAUUACAGUAAGGAGCACUUACCAGGAAUGCGCUAUCACCAAAGUCAAAGAUAUUCUGAAACAGUUGAAAGAAGACAUUCUAAUCAAUAAAGCUGGUACACGCGAUAAAAUUCAGCGAUACUUGAACACAUGCACUGCAGAUGGUGAAGGGGCGCUGGAUUACAAGUUUCAGGCGAUACUUUUAGAUUGCGCAGCCGAGGACCAAAAAGAGGUUAAAAAGCGGCUAAAAGGAAUACAGAAUGUGUUGGUUAAUUCUGAGAAAGUUGUUGAUGAAUUAUGCAAAGACUUCUCCUAGUGUUGUGUUAAAUUGUCUAUAGCAUGCAGCAGGUAACAGGGAUGUUAAGGACAGGGCUCCUAUACCCCUUAAGUCCCUAGAACACUGCAGAUCCAUGUGUCCUCCAGCAGCCUCAAUUCACAAUCAGCUUCCUGCUGGUUAUUAUUUGUCUUCAUUGUUAAGUAUAGUAUACAGUAACAUUUCUCACAAAUGCAGUGUUUUUAUGCAUGAGACCAAAUGUUUAUUUAUUUAUUACAAAUUCGACAAACUGUCAAAGAGGAAGCUGUGGCCCGAGGGCCCAACACAAAAGUGGGAACCUCUUGAGAGAUGUUCAUAUCUGACGAUAUACCUGUACUGUAAUUCGGAGUGUAGUUUGGGCUAGGAUUAAGAUGAUCAUAUGAAAUUAUAUGUUAAAUGUUGUUGCAUGGCGAGCCAGGAGCAUGGUACACCAUCCUACUGUAUAAUAACUUAGUAUAAAACAUACUCCAAAUAAAGUGAAUCUAGUCAUUUUGAUUCAAUAUUUUGAUCUUUUCUUAGAUCAUCAUCAGGAAAGAAUAAAGAUUCUAACAUUACAAACAUAUUCCAAAAGUGUUAUAGAAAAUUAACCAAUGGGAAACAGUCAAUAAUGUAGCGAAUAAGAUACUGUAUAAUUCAAUUUCAAUUUCAAUUUAUUCAGAUCACAAAUGGCAGUAACAAGACUGAAUUGCUUGUGAUUUACAGUUUAAAAUUCAUUCAUAAAUUGUUAAAAAGUACAAUAAAAGGACAUCAAAAAACAAUAAAAGACAGCGAUAUACAAUGAAAUAACAGCAUAAAAAGGAAGUUAAAAACAUUACAGGAAUAGAUCAAUAGUACUGUAUAAUAAUUAUUGUAAAUUAUUUGGUAAUUAAAAUUGAAAAGGUUGGAAUCCUGUUACCCUUCUAGAUGACCACCCGCUAUUGAUUUUUCGGUUGUUCCAUGUGUUGUUUUUAUUUGUUUUAGUGGCAGUUCCUUUCUUUGCCAUGUAGUUUUCUUCCACAUUGCAGCAUUGCAUUAUGCACUACUUAAAAGACUGAUGUAGCAGUCUAGUAAGUUUGCCUUCUCUGCCCUAAUGUAACAUGGGAUACUAAAGCAUUCCCCUGUGUGGGAAACAUUGACUGGUGUGCAGUAACAUUAUCUUGUUUUAAAAUUGAAAAAGCUAAAAUUAAACAGUGUAUGCAGGAAUAUAUAUAUAUUUUAUUUGUAAAAUAUUAGAUUUAAAAAUAUGGAUAAUUAUAACCCCAUUUAACAAGUUUUAAUAGACUGUAUAUACUGGGGUUUAGUUUAUUUACUAUUCCCCUUUAUAUUAUAAUGAACCAAUUAUAUGUAAAUUCCACCUUAUUCAUUUUAUUUGUAAAAUAUAAGGAUUUAAAGACCAUUUAUACAAGUUUUAAAAAUGUUGAAUAAAGGUUGCUGCCAGAUCCAAACUGAACUUAUCCAAUAAGGAGGGACCACUUAAAAUAAUCCAUUUGGUUUUCUUUUUAUCUUAUGCCGGAGACUUGCUGUGUCAGACGAUCGUAGACUAGAUAAAGUCAUAUGUUGUAUAUAACCAUAAAUGUGAAAGUUGGUUUUUACAUUUAUGUCAUCAUCUUCCUAGUACAGUAAUUUUAAUAUACUGUACAAUAGUGAUCCAUUUUAUUACAGUAAGCUUCAAUGUUUAUAUCUUGGAAUAUUUUUAAGCUUAGGUUCUCAGAUCAUGUUACAAUUUGAAAGACUCAUCAUUGAAAUGCAAGUGAAAAUGACAAAAAAUAUUACCUUUUAGAAAAUGUUGGAGAGUUGGACAGUUUGUUUGAUAAUGACCUUUCCAAAGUGUCAAUCAAUUCCAAAACACAUGUUGUCACACAGACGCACAUUUACGCUGUUUUUGAACAUCCAAGGGGUGGGGCUAAUAGCGGAAUGGUCUGUUAUGUAACAAGCUUCUAUUAGACAAAAAGUCUGAACAAACUCAGUGUAUAUAAUUAUGAUUAUGCAAAUGAUGUAGGAAAUGUAAUUAAUAUACUGUAUGCAUCUGUUUACUUGUGAUCAAUAUAUUUUGUUCAAUCAAAGAUAAUUUAUUAACACCAGUGAAAGUGUUACUCCAUACCAAAGUUACUAUAUCUUGUUCAGUUGACAACAAUGCACAUAUUUUAUUUUAGUACAGUAUGUUAUUUUCGAAGUUUACAGUAAUAGCUCAACAGAGAUUAUGUAGAUAUCUUUAUGAAUUGCUUUUAUUAAAUUAAUUAAUCAAUUAUUAGUUUUAUUUAUAAUAGUAGUUAAAAAGUUUUUAUGUAUAUGUAGAUACCAAUUUUUGACCGUUUAUGCACAUUUUAUCAGGUGUUAUAAUACGCUGUUCUUGUACGGCGGUCUGCCUAAAAAGCUCAGUGAAGCCAGAUAAAGAGGGUAAAAAUCGUGCAUUAUAAACUGUACUACAGCCUGCACAACUUAUGUAGAGGCCUUGGCAGUUACAUUGUAUUCCACUUGAACAGGUGUAUCCAUCUUUAUAAAAUGUGUUCUCACUGAAAUCUGACAGAUCUAAUUUAUUCUAAUUUAUUGAUUUUAAAUAAAUCUGAAAGAUAUGCUGACUGGUUCAUGUUGAAUGAGAAAGAACAUGGUAUGGUGCUUAGAAACACUGAAGCCGGGUAUACUCUGCUUCAGCCGACAGUUGUAUUAGACAGAACCAUGACCGACGUGAUGCUGUCUGCUGAUUGUCGGUGGCAGUCUGCAGUUUAUCAUUGAUAAGUUGCGUUCUCCAUGAAGUGUGCCUGGCUUUAGAAAUACAAAGUGCAAUAAUGAUCGAUACUUUUGAGGUCUAUUUUAAGUUAUAACCAGCUGAUAUCUCAUUUUGACCUUUUUUUUACCUUUUUUUUUGGGUCUUUAUUACAUUAUUUUUUUGUGUACUUUAUUUUAUUGGUGUUUUCCAUUCUUAUGUUUCUAUUUUCAUUAUUGUAAACUCUAUUUGAUACAUAUAUUUUACCUUAACUGUGUGUUGUGUAUCAUCUUUCUAGAAAAUGACCUUGAUGUAUGUUUAUACAUUUUCUCGACCAUCUAUAUAUGCACUUAAUGCAGUUUUGAAAACAAUGCUUUUAUAUUUGUAUUAUCAUACUGCUGCUACAUUAAAUAUAUUUGAAUACAUCUAUACAAGUACAAUGUGUGUUGUAACACUAUGGAAUCUCUGGAUCUGAUGCUGUAUCAGGUUUACUCUCUAAAUUCUACUUGUGUUGUAUCUAACCUACCAAAUUAAAUUUGUUAAAUUUUACAUAGAUGUAUUGAGGUUGAGUGCUUGUUGAACAGAAUAAAGUUGUAUCUACAACAAAAAACAAAUUUGAAAA
Anneissia japonica is the source of this 4046-nucleotide messenger RNA. RefSeq lists its product as uncharacterized. Gene Ontology annotation, molecular function: protein-folding chaperone binding; adenyl-nucleotide exchange factor activity. Gene Ontology annotation, biological process: protein stabilization. Lineage: Eukaryota; Metazoa; Echinodermata; Crinoidea; Comatulida; Comatulidae. Bases 154 to 744 code for a protein of 196 amino acids. The record is from RefSeq and is a predicted model, not a curated record. The transcript is spliced from 2 exons.